AAGAGAUUAAGUUUUCCACGGCCCCUUGACCUCGGAAGCGAGAGAGUCAUCUCGAACCCUCCGAAGGCGCGGUGGCUCAGCCCGACAAAGUACUAGGGCAGCAUCCGUAAUCCAUUGCAACACGAGCUAUUAUAUAUUGAGACGAACCUCCAUCCCGCCACCAUAACCCGGGCACAUUCUCUUUCGAUCCACUGCAUAUUGAAGCACGCACAGAGAUUGCAUAGUCUCUACUUCAAAGACGACUCUUUUUCAAUCUGCAAGCCCCCGAAACACACAGCGCAAUUCCCUACGGGCUAGAAAGUAAAAUGGGCGAACACGAUCCCAUCGUCUCGCACGGCCGAGGAGGCCAAGGCAACAUCGGCGCCGACUCAACCGAAUACGUCGACGCCGCCAUCGUCCGUGAAGGCGUCUACGGCGACCAAGGCGACGGCGCCUACUCCGCCGGUCGCGGCGGAGCAGGCAACAUCGGCUCCCCGCACGUCCGACCGACCUCGAAGGUGCCGCACGACGCGGAAAUGAUCCCCGAGCUGGCGAUCCGGCAGUCCGUCGAUGGGGAUUAUCAUACCGGGGUAUGUUUUGCCCCAACCCGGAACCCAAAACUCAGAUGAAGGUUUUUUUUUUUU
Molecule: messenger RNA, 623 nt
Organism: Aspergillus japonicus CBS 114.51
Lineage: Eukaryota; Fungi; Ascomycota; Eurotiomycetes; Eurotiales; Aspergillaceae
Product: DUF3602 domain-containing protein
Exons: 5
Coding region: 306-608 (100 amino acids)
Source: RefSeq, a predicted model, not a curated record